GCUCUCAGACAUUUUCUGGACGUCAGGCUGACAGGAGACACACAGAGGGUCAAACGCAGUCAAAGGAGAUCUGUGUUCAGGCUGACACCAGGAGCUGCUGGAACAUCUCCACUCCAGCCAGGAUCUGGUGUGAGACAUGGAGCAACACUGCCACCUGGUGUGGAAAACAGGGACGACACACGUGUCCAAGAGGAUGCAUCUGAAGGUAAGCAGCCUGUUUUCCUCGCACCGUUCCGUCUGAAUUACCGCAGGUUCUGGCUUCUGUUGGGAAGACGAGCUGAACUGGAAGGAGGUGAACUCCAAACUCAAACCUGAGUGACGUACGGUGAGACAGGAUGAAGAACAAGAGUUGAAAAGGUUCCUCUGGAGGAUCCGCUAAGCUGAGGGUUCAGCAGAGCUGCAGAGCUCUGACUCAGGAGUUCCUGAUUCCUGUUGGAUAAACGUUCCAUUCAUUCCUGAGCCGUCCCGUGUUAUCUGAGCGUCGACCCUGUUUCUGGUCACAGGAUAAUGUAAUUGGCAGCCAGCCCUCACCCAGACCAGGAUGGCUUCUCAUAACGGCCGGGACGAAGGGCGGACUCAGGCUGGAUUUAUUCUCCUGCUCACUCAGAAAUGGGGAGCUUUUCGGGCGGACAUGUUUAGGUUCUUUCAGGGUUCUGGUGAGGAUCGGCCGUUCUGUGUGGAGAUGGGGGCUUCCUUCACCCUCCGCUGCUGUCAGUGCUGUCUGAGAACCAGCAGGGAGGAGAAGAAGGCCAUUCUGCGUUUGAACACAACUUCAGCCUCCAGACGAGCGGAGGAGCUGACCAGCGAGUCCAGCGACAGCGAGGAGGAGAGCCUCUUCGGACCCCCCAGUCUGAAGGACAGCCGUCGGGGCCCGAGGAAGGCCUCGGACUCCCUGGUGGAUUCUUGCAGCAGCCGUGGAUCAGAAAAGGAGCUGCAGGCUUUUCUGAGCCUGCGGGAGGAGGCCGACCAGGCCACAGAGGAGUGGGAGAAGCUGAAUUACGACAUUUACACGUUACGCUGCACCAGGCGAGAAGUUCGAUCUCGAUGGAAGAAGAUCCUGCUCCAGCUGGGUUACGAGUGUGAGGUGGAGUCGCUGCUGGAUGUGAACAAGCAGAGCAGCUUCAGUCCAGACAGAGAGCAUCUGAAAGAAGCCAAGGAGCUGCUGAAGCAGCUGCUGGACCACAGCUUUCUGUUCCCUCCUGGGACUCAGAACCGCAGCAGAUAUCUCCACGUCAUGGACCGCCUGGUGUCUCUGGACAGCGCAGACGACUUCAUCAGGCUGGCCAAGCAGAAAUAUCCCAAGAAGGAAGCCUGAGAGGCAGAAACAGAUGAAUGUCAGGAAUCUGCAGACAGGAGACAGCAGUCAUGAUGGAAGCUUUUCUCUGCUCGCCUCUUAAACUUACAAUUAACUCACAAUUACUAAUGCUCAGUAUGAACUGUCAAUGAGAAGUACUAAGGUUUUUGUUUGAUAUAGAUUUAAAUGCUUUUAUCUUAAUAAACCUAAAAAUCAUAAGGUUCAAAAAAAGAUUUGUUUAUUUUUCUCAAAUAAAUUCAAAUGUCCAAUACUCCUGCAGUAACUGUUGUGCCCAGAAGGUGGCAGCAUACACUCAUGUUCCAAAGAAAUAACAGCAAA
Messenger RNA from Oryzias latipes (Japanese medaka), 1633 nucleotides. Its product is annotated as melanoregulin. Gene Ontology annotation, biological process: melanocyte differentiation; melanosome transport. Lineage: Eukaryota; Metazoa; Chordata; Actinopteri; Beloniformes; Adrianichthyidae. The record is from RefSeq and is a predicted model, not a curated record. Gene Ontology annotation, cellular component: melanosome.